AUGUCGCCACUGCCUUCCGAAGACGCUGCGCCCGUCGAGACACCUGAGAUCACCGUCACCACUACAGACAACUCGAAUCAUGACGAGCCGAGUGAUGGCACCGCACACGAUGGCGCACAAGACUCAGCAGAGGAACUUCCGUCAGAUGCCGACGAGGAGGCACGACUCAAGAUGCUCACGACCGGCACACGAGCGCAGGAUGACUUGGAGCGUGAUAUUGGCAGGCAGGCGGAUCAGAUGAUGACCGAACAGGCCGAUGCACGCGACAAGAAGCGCAUAGAAAAGCUCGAAGCUGAAGCCAAGCGCGCCGAAGCUGCUAUACAAAAACUUAAGAACCGCCUGGCUCUGCCAGCUUUGGACACGCAGAAAGCUAAACUUCGUGGCGAGAUCGCAGCAUAUCGGGACAAGAUCGAUAACCUAGACCAAGAGAUGGAUGGGAUACAACAGCGUAUCAAUGAUCGUCACAAGGCGCCUGGAGUUGGUGAGGCAGCAGAAGAGGGCGCAAAAGGGCCCUUACCCAACGAAACCCGGGGCGAGUGGCUCAUUCGCACAGGCAAAAUCACACCUUUCUCCAAGUUGGCGCAGAAUCAGCCAGACUCAGGGACAUUGGGCGAGGUUAUGCUAGAUGCUGAGGCAGAGGACAUGGUAGUGGACACUGCGAAAGAACCAGUGUCACAUCGCAACCUAAUGAAACCUGGCUUCCAAGACGUCGAGUCUAGUUCAGAGGCUCCGAGCCCAAAGCCUACAGCUAGAUCCAAAAAGCGACGGAAAGUCACUCCUGUCAGCGAUACUCUAGGUUCGCGCGAGUCUAGCGCGGCACCUGGCUUCACCGAUCCUGACUCCGACGAUGCCUUCGAGCCCGGUAUGUCAGAUCGCCAGCUUGCGACUUUGGAUGAGUCCGACGAGGUUUCGGACGAUAUGGCUGAAGACGACUCAUACGCAGAGGAGACUACUAGUCGUAAACGUAAAGCCAAAAGAAAGAAAACAAAGAAAGCGAAAGCUGUUCCCGCAGAAGAAGCUGUCGUCGAGGAUUUAGCAGGUGUUGACGAUGGCAAUGAGAGGGUAUAUCGGAAGCGCAUAGAGACUUGGUCCAAGAGUCGCGCAGCUGCAAGGAGGAAGGCCAAGGCCAACAGCGGUGAGGCAACUGUAGAUGAGGAUGGUGAAGAAGAGUGUUACCAGCCUCAUCCAACUGAGGCUGACACCGAGUUCGAUAGCGGAUUCCGCAUUCCUGGAGAUAUCUACCCAGCCUUGUUCGACUAUCAGAAAACCGGCGUGCAGUGGCUCUGGGAACUAUAUUCGCAAAACGUAGGUGGUAUUAUCGGCGAUGAGAUGGGUCUGGGUAAAACCAUUCAAGCCAUCGGCUUUGUCGCCGGUCUACACUAUUCCAAGAAACUUACCAAACCUGUCAUUGUAGUGUGUCCAGCGACUGUCAUGAAGCAGUGGGUUAACGAGUUUCACCGUUGGUGGCCUGCACUCCGAGUCUCCAUUCUACACACUUCUGGUAGCGGGAUGCUGGACACUCGCCGAGAAGAUCGUAUGGAGCGAGAACUUGAGCUUCGGAACUACGGCGAUUACGACACAACUCUAACCGGUGCUGGAAAGGCUGCCAAGAAGAUCCUCGAGAAGGUCAAGCGGGACGGCCAUGUGCUUGUUACCACCUAUUCGGGACUGCAAACGUACGCUGAGUUCUUGAUUCCUACUGACUGGGAAUGCGCCAUUCUGGAUGAAGGUCAUAAGAUUAGAAACCCAAAUACUGCCAUCACAAUUCACUGUAAGGAGUUGCGAACACCGAACCGUAUCAUUCUCUCUGGUACGCCAAUGCAGAACAACCUGACAGAACUUUGGUCACUCUUCGACUUCGUGUUCCCAAUGCGAUUAGGUACUUUGGUAAACUUCCGCAACCAGUUCGAAUUUCCGAUCAAGCGUGGUGGAUACGCAAAUGCUUCAAACUUGGAGUUCGAGACAGCAGUACAGUGUGCCGAGACUCUCAAGGAUGCGAUCAGCCCAUACCUUCUGCAGCGCUUUAAGGUGGAUGUGGCGACUGAUCUGCCACAGAAAAAGGAGCAGGUGCUGUUUUGCAAGUUGACGCGUCAACAGCGUCAAGCAUACGAAGGCUUCCUAGCAUCAGAGGACAUGAAGUCGAUCGCGAGCGGCAAGCGCCAGAUGCUAUACGGUGUCGACUUUCUGCGCAAGAUCUGCAAUCAUCCUGAUCUGACGGAGCAUAAGACGUUAUCAAAGAAGCCCGGGUACGACUAUGGCAACCCUAAUAGAUCAGGCAAGAUGCAAGUCGUCAAAGAAUUACUGUCGUUGUGGAAGAAGGGCGGGCACAAGACCCUCCUCUUCGCUCAGCAUCGGAUCAUGCUGGACAUCCUGCAGAAGUUUGUUAGUCAACUACCCGACAUCAACUGGCGUCGUAUGGACGGCGAGACGCCGAUCAAGGACCGACAGAACCUUGUCGACGAAUUCAAUAACGAUCCGAACCUACACGUCUUCCUGCUCACAACCAAGGUCGGUGGUCUUGGUGUCAACUUGACAGGCGCUAACCGCGUCAUCAUCUAUGAUCCGGACUGGAACCCUUCGACCGAUAUACAGGCGCGAGAGCGCUCGUGGCGUCUUGGACAGAAGCGAGAGGUUGAAAUAUACCGUCUAAUGUCUGCAGGUACCAUUGAAGAGAAGAUUUAUCAUCGUCAGAUUUUCAAGCAGUUCCUUACAAACAAAGUGUUGAAAGACCCUAAACAGCGACAAUCGUUUCAGAUGAGCGAUCUUCAUGACUUGUUCACACUGGGUGUUGAGAAUGUCGAGGGCGAAACCGAGACAGGCAACUUGUUCCGUGGUUCGGAAGUCAAGUUUGAGGAAGACGGUAAGACUGCAGCGGUAACGACAGACGCUACAGGAGCAGAAGAGCUCGCUGCAGUAAAGGGUAUCUCGAGAGCUGAGGCUUUCAAGGCUCCUGUAUCCGAUACAGAAGACGCCACUACCACCACUGAAGAAGGCACAACAUCUGAAGAUAAGCCACCAACAGACUCUCGUCUAAUGUCAACCAUCUUCGCCAAAACAGGCGUCCACUCCGUCCUCGAACAUGACGCAAUCAUGAACUCCACAGCCGGCGGCCGCAAACGCAAAGUCCAAGCCGACCCAGCUUACAUCCAACGCGAAGCAAAACGACAAGCCGCUGUAGCAGCCGAGCAACUUAAGAAGAGCAUGCAAGAAGCCAGGAACGUGCCCGCCGGAACACCAACAUGGACCGGUCAAUUCGGCGAAGCAGGACGGCCCGACGCACCCCGCGGUCUCACAUCCACACGUGGGGGUCGAGGUGGUCGGGGUGGAGGACGCGGCGGCGCCCCCUCUUCAACAUCUAUCCUCAAUAACCUUGCCGCCCGUCAAGGUCGUCCUUCCCUCUUGAAUCCAGGUACCACAUCCGCCACCUCAUCCCGCGGCUCUACUCCCACCGCUACUGCACCGACAACACCACAGACCUUCCGCGGUCGCCGCAUGCUAGAAAUGAUCCGCGAUUUCAUGCUUACGCAUGGCGGCGUAGUACCUAGUCGUAUGCUGGUCGAUCAUUUCGACCAUUAUUGCCGUGCGCAGCCGGGUAGGAAUGAGGAGUUCAAGGAGAUGCUCAAGUUGAUUGCUACGCUUGAAGUGAGUGGGAGUGCACAGAGGGGAAGGUGGGUGCUUAAGGAUGAGUGGAGGACGCCGGCGGCGGGAAGAGGGACUGUUGGGAGAUAG
Molecule: messenger RNA, 3729 nt
Organism: Alternaria atra
Lineage: Eukaryota; Fungi; Ascomycota; Dothideomycetes; Pleosporales; Pleosporaceae
Exons: 1
Coding region: 1-3729 (1242 amino acids)
Biological process (GO): transcription-coupled nucleotide-excision repair
Cellular component (GO): nucleus
Molecular function (GO): ATP-dependent chromatin remodeler activity; ATP binding
Source: RefSeq, a predicted model, not a curated record